AUGAAGGGGAAGGGUCAAGGACAUAUUGCCAAGGAGGGGAAUAGCCGAGAAGAUAUUGCCAUUGCGUCGAGCAAGCCACAGACAUCAGAUAAUUUCUACUGCCUGGACUCCAAACAGCUUCUUGUUUUUCCCAAGGCUCCUGUGAUGAAGCAUGUCUAUCCGCAAAUAGCACUGAACAAAACCCUCAUGAAUCUUGACACAUCAGUGCUGCCCGAUAUAGCCAAACAUGUUCUUAAUGUACCAUUUGGGAUGACUGACAAAUCUAAACAGAAGGAUGAAAUUCAGCCUGAAGCUGUGACUGCUGCUGUCUGUCCGAAGCUUUUGUCUCAGCAGAUGACUCUAAAAAAGCAGAAACCUUAUGAAUGUAAGGUCUGUAACAAACACUUUGCUAAUUCUGAUUCCCAUCGCUACCACAUGAAGACUCACAUGGAUCAGCUGCACUGGUUUGAUAUUUGUGACAAAUGGUACAAGUUAGCAUCAGAUCUCAACAGACACAAACUGGCUCUGCAUCCAAUACCUUCCGACAAAGAGUCAUCUUGCUCUGAUAUUGAGGAUGAGGAACAAAACAUUGAAGUAGAAAAUGAAGUAGUAGAUGCUCAAGAGAUAGAAGAUUUGUAUGAAUCAGAUGAUGUGGCAGGUGAUGGGGUUCAUGAUGCAGGCAGUGCAGAAGUUGAUACUGAGACUGAUGAGGGGCAGCUUAGUCGGGGAAAUGUCAUACCAGGAAAUGGAACCAGCAGAAAGCUGACCACACCUGCACGUCCUUCCACUCAAGUCAUGUGCAACCUCUGUGGCAAGUUCUUCGAAAGCCACGAGUCGAAGUCCCACUACUCCGAACAUAUGGGUGGGGAUGUGUACAAGUGCAGCAAGUGUCACCAGAGGUUCAAUCUGUUUCCCGACCUCAGCAAACACUCAAAGACCUGUAAGGAAUCUUUGGAACAUUUGAAGGCAUUUUCUUGCAGCUUCUGUAACAAGCAGUUUGACAAGCAGGACCACAUAAAGACACAUAAUGGAACCGAGGAGGAAAGGUCUGAGGCACAGAACAUCCAGUGCUACCAAGGGGAAGUAACCAGCGCUUGCAAGGGAUAG
Messenger RNA from Haliotis rufescens (red abalone), 1086 nucleotides. RefSeq names its product zinc finger protein 184-like. Gene Ontology annotation, molecular function: RNA polymerase II cis-regulatory region sequence-specific DNA binding; DNA-binding transcription factor activity. The coding region runs from base 1 to 1086 and encodes 361 amino acids. The transcript is spliced from 4 exons. The record is from RefSeq and is a predicted model, not a curated record. Lineage: Eukaryota; Metazoa; Mollusca; Gastropoda; Lepetellida; Haliotidae. Gene Ontology annotation, biological process: regulation of transcription by RNA polymerase II.